CGCUGUACACUACCGGAGGAAGUUACGAAUAUCAACUUCCGGGAUACUGUCCCACAUGUAAUGUUACGUAAUCAUGCGGUUCAAAUCUCGGUACUUGCUGUGUGAGCUGGUGCUGGAGGAUCCUCGUUGGAGACAGAACAUCUCCCAGGGGACAGUUGUGUAUAACGUAAGGGAAGCGAUAGCGCGAACUCAUGGGGAUUUCGGAGCCGCAGCUUGCGCUGUAUCCUUGUCAGUUAAAUACCUCAAUGUGUACACUGGAGUUCUUCUUCUUAGGUGUCGUAAGGAUUUUUACCAGCUCCUGUGGUCCUCUCUUCCUUUUAUUACUAGCUUGGAUAAUAGAGGCCAGCGCAUUCCAUGUUUCAUAAACACAUUACAUGUUGGGGGUACAAUACGCACUUGUCAGAAAUUCCUUAUUCAAUACAACAAAAAUCAGCUGCUACAGUUAAUGAAGAAUUGCACCAAUGCAGCGGAGAAAGAAGCUAUCCGCCAAUCAUUACAAAGCUGUUCCUUGAAAAGCUUGGAAGAACCCGAAUUUGUGCUCAGCAAAAAUGAGGAGAAUGAGUGAUGCAGUUGGUGAAGAAAUUGCAUUGGGAUAGUUAUGAAUACAGCUUAGAAAAUACGGAAUGCAAUACGUUUAAGUGUUUUAGAGAUAAGGGUCGAAUAAGAACUGCUGAAAUGCAGAAUGGAUCUAUUCACUCUGGUUUUGGGCAGUUUAAUGUAUUUUGAGAUAUUCUUAGCAGCUCUUUAGUUGGUUUUCAUGUUCUAUAGUUUUUGAAUUAUUUGCCUUCUGCCUCCAACCAGCUUUCACAUGAGGGUAGUUCUGUGAGGCUCAAUGUUUAUAAUUACUGCUACUUUUUAUUAUUUUUGUAUUCUAUUGUAAAUUUCUAUUCAUCUUCCAAUUUCUUAUUUAAACCACUGCCUGGUCCAAGAUAAAUUGAACCCUAGCAACAGGUAGCUGAAAUUUCAGACAGAAAACCUACCAACAAAAAAAGCUAAAUAAUAAAAAAAAUCACGGUGAAGAUCAAUUGCUAAUUUUCUUGAGUAUGAUAUUUUCUACAUCAUACUAAAAUUUAAUUUAAAUGUGAACUUUGCGUGUCCAAAGUAAAAUGUUUUAUUUUUCUAUCCUUUUUGACACAGUAGUGGCUUAUAUUGAUUUUUUUUUCAUCAGCACCCAGGCUGUUCACCUAUCUUAUGUGAAUAUAUCAUUUAGUGUGCUUCCCUUUGAAAAGCUAUAUAUUAGAUUUGCAAAUUAUUUUCAUAAAUUAUUUAUUUUCGUUAUAACUUUCAAACAAAAUAAAAAGCAUAUAGUGUGUGUUUCCUGUCA
Molecule: messenger RNA, 1324 nt
Organism: Xenopus tropicalis (tropical clawed frog)
Lineage: Eukaryota; Metazoa; Chordata; Amphibia; Anura; Pipidae
Gene: pop5
Product: POP5 homolog, ribonuclease P/MRP subunit
Exons: 5
Coding region: 74-565 (163 amino acids)
Biological process (GO): tRNA processing; tRNA 5'-leader removal
Cellular component (GO): nucleolar ribonuclease P complex; nucleolus; ribonuclease P complex
Molecular function (GO): ribonuclease P RNA binding
Source: RefSeq, a predicted model, not a curated record